Molecule: messenger RNA, 933 nt
Organism: Parastagonospora nodorum SN15
Lineage: Eukaryota; Fungi; Ascomycota; Dothideomycetes; Pleosporales; Phaeosphaeriaceae
Exons: 1
Coding region: 1-933 (310 amino acids)
Biological process (GO): L-valine catabolic process
Cellular component (GO): mitochondrion
Molecular function (GO): NADP binding; NAD binding; 3-hydroxyisobutyrate dehydrogenase activity
Source: RefSeq, a predicted model, not a curated record
AUGGGCUACCCCAUGGCACUCAACCUCCGCAAAGGCCUCGACGACUCCCACACGCUCCUCGUUUGCGACGUCUCAUCAGAUGCCCUCGCGCGCUUCCAAAACGACGCAAAAGGUCACGGCCCAGUCUCCACAGUCGACGGCGGCUACCAAGCUGUCCAACUCGCAGACACCGUGAUCACAAUGCUUCCCGACUCCAACGCCGUCAAGAAAGUCUACCUCGACCCUUCAACCGGCAUACUCGCAGGUGCCGAAGCAAACAGCGGGACCAAGAGCGACAAAUUGAUCAUGGAAUGCGGUACAAUUGAAACCUCCACGAUUCUUGAAGUCGCAAAGGCUACGUCUUCUUCAAAAGCGGCGGAGAAUUUGACAUUUGUCGAUGCACCAGUGUCUGGCGGGCCAAUGGGCGCACAGGAUGGCACGUUGGCAUUCAUGGCAGGUGCAAACAACAAGGCCAUAUUUCCACGCGUCAAGGGUUAUCUGUCGCAUAUGGGCAAGCCAGAUGCGAUAUUCCUGUGCGGCGACAUCGGCGCUGGGACGGCAUUCAAAGUCAUAAACAACUACCUCAGCGCCAUCACAUCGCUCGCUGCAUCGGAGGCGCUGAAUAUCGGGACGAAGAUGGGGUUGGACGUCGCGUUGCUCACAGAUGUGAUCAACGUUUCUGGUGGUCAGUGUUGGGUUACGUCCAAGUCGAAUCCGGUGCCAGGCGUACAGGCGAAUGUACCGAGUUCAAGAGAUUAUGAGGGAGGAUUUAGAAUUGAGCUGUGUCGCAAAGUGCUGGGUAUGGGUAGUGAGCUUGCGGAGAUGGUCGGGGCGAGGACGAUAUUGGAUAAGCCGACACUUGCGGCGUUUGACGAGGCGAUGAGUGAUGGACGGUAUAAAGGAAAGGAUGCGAGGGUGGUGUACAAGUGGUUGAACGAGAGCGAAAGGAAGUAG